CCGGGUUCAGGACCACAGCGAUAAUGUCCUCCCCGGUCCGCAUACCCUCGGGUGUGUUGGUCAGCCGGGAUGAGCACUGCGCUGUGGAGUCACCCUGCUCGCGCGGACACCUUGCGGACGCGACCUCGACCUCGACGCGCCCGACUUCAACCCUCUUUCUUUCCCCUACCGGCACGGUGGCUCAGUCGGGAGCCCUUGCGCGUUCGAACCGCGGCCCUGUCCUUUACAAAGCCCCAACCGGCGUCACUUGGCUCAGCUUCUUCUCUGUUUACUCGAAUUGAAUGAGC
This is a messenger RNA of Schizophyllum commune H4-8, 287 nucleotides long. RefSeq lists its product as uncharacterized. The coding region runs from base 24 to 281 and encodes 85 amino acids. The transcript has 2 exons. NCBI's taxonomy places the organism in Eukaryota, Fungi, Basidiomycota, Agaricomycetes, Agaricales, Schizophyllaceae. The record is from RefSeq and is a predicted model, not a curated record.